This is a messenger RNA of Xyrauchen texanus (razorback sucker), 3604 nucleotides long. RefSeq names its product transcription factor RFX4. The record is from RefSeq and is a predicted model, not a curated record. Gene Ontology annotation, molecular function: DNA-binding transcription factor activity, RNA polymerase II-specific; RNA polymerase II cis-regulatory region sequence-specific DNA binding. The coding region runs from base 216 to 2426 and encodes 736 amino acids. The transcript is spliced from 18 exons. Gene Ontology annotation, biological process: regulation of transcription by RNA polymerase II. NCBI's taxonomy places the organism in Eukaryota, Metazoa, Chordata, Actinopteri, Cypriniformes, Catostomidae.
CCCCCCACACCAUUCAUCCAUCCAUCCACCCACCCACCCACUUCUAGAACCCGCACCCCCACCUCCAUCACCACCACCACCUUCUCUACGGACCUCACAUCUUAUGCAUCUCUGCAGCGGGCAGUUCUCUCGGAGAGACGGAGGGAGCUGAGGAGGGGGAGUCCUGCACGGAGCCAUUUUCUCAAAAGAGCCCCUGGAACGUGCAUGGGAAGAGGAUGCAUUGUGGGCUGCUGGAAGAGCCUGACAUGGAUUCCACAGAGAGCUGGAUUGAAAGAUGUCUGAACGAAAGCGACAGCAAGCGCGUCUCCAGUCACACGUCUAUUGGAAAUAUGUCAAACGACGAAAAUGAAGAGAAGGAAAAUAACCAGGCAUCUAAACCACAUUCAACACCUGCCACAUUACAAUGGUUGGAGGAGAACUACGAAAUCACAGAGGGUGUUUGUAUUCCUCGCAGUGCACUGUACAUGCACUACUUGGACUUUUGCGAGAAGCAUGAUUCUCAGCCGGUCAACGCUGCUAGUUUCGGGAAGAUAAUACGACAACAGUUCCCUCAAUUAACCACGCGAAGACUGGGAACCAGAGGCCAAUCAAAGUACCACUACUAUGGAAUCGCUGUGAAGGAGGGCUCCCAGUACUAUGAUGUGAUGUACUCCAAAAAGGGCGCUGCAUGGGUGAACGAGACAGGCAAGAAAGAGGUCACCAAGCAGACAGUGGCGUAUUCACCACGCUCCAAGCUGGGCACUCUCCUGCCAGACUUUCCAAAUGUCAAAGACUUAAAUCUGCCCACCAGCCUGCCAGAGGAGAAGGUCUCAACUUUUAUCAUGAUGUACAGAACCCACUGCCAGAGGAUACUGGAUACAGUCAUUCGUGCCAACUUCGAUGAGGUCCAGAGUUUCCUGUUGCACUUUUGGCAAGGCAUGCCACCCCACAUGCUGCCUGUCUUGGGCUCUUCCACAGUGGUGAACAUAGUGGGUGUGUGCGACUCCAUAUUGUACAAGGCCAUCUCAGGGGUUCUCAUGCCCACAGUCCUACAGGCUCUACCAGACAGCCUCACUCAGGUGAUCAGGAAGUUUGCCAAGCAACUGGAUGAGUGGCUGAAGGUGGCACUACAUGACCUACCCGAGAACUUGCGCAACAUAAAGUUUGAAUUGUCAAGACGAUUUUCCCAGAUACUUAAACGACAAACAUCAUUAAACCAUCUCUGCCAGGCCUCUCGAACAGUGAUCCAUAGUGCAGACAUCACCUUUCAGAUGUUGGAGGACUGGAGAAAUGUAGACCUCAACAGCAUCACAAAACAGACUCUUUAUACAAUGGAAGAAUCCAGAGAAGACCAGAGAAGACUUAUCAUCCAAUUGUAUCAAGAAUUUGACAGGCUGCUGGAGGAUCAGUCGCCCAUUGAAGCCUACAUUGAGUGGCUGGACUCUAUGGUGGAUAGAUGUGUCAUAAGGGUGGUGGGGAAGAGACCUGGAUUCCUGAAGAGGUUAGCACAGCAGUUCCUGCUCAUGUGGUCGUGUUUCGGGACCAGGGUUAUCCGGGAUAUGACUCUGCAUAGCGCACCUAGCUUUGGGUCAUUCCACUUGAUUCACCUCAUGUUUGAUGACUAUGUGCUGUACCUGCUUGAGUCUCUGCACUGCCAAGAGAGAGCCAAUGAACUGAUGAGGGCUAUGAAAGAAGAGGGAACAUCAGCAGAUACUGGGGAAGAGGUAAUGCUGAUGAGCUCCACUCCCACAUCAACAUCACCUGGACCAUACUCACCUGCCAAGUCCGUUCCCUCAGUGGGAGUACCGGCAACAUGUUCCCCCAGUUCAGCCCAGUCUCCAGAGUAUACCGGCACAUCUACUACAACAGGAGCUGUUCAGUCAUAUACCUGGUCCCUUACAUACACAGUGACAACCUCAGGUGGCAGUCCACCCGAGAGCGGACCCCAGCUUUCCUGCAUGCGAGGCGGACCCCCUGUACACACCCCCUCCUCUGCCCACAGGAUGCCAGUUUACUCCCAUCGGGAUGAGCAUGGGUAUACUGGCAGCUAUAAUUACAGUAGCUACGCAAACCAGCACCAUCAUGCAAUUCAGAGCCAGUACUCCAGUUUGACCCAUGAACCAGGGCUGCACACACCUCUGCACUAUUCUUCAUACCACCGUACCUCUGCACAGUACCCACUCAACAGCCAGAUGUCACGAAUGGAGUCUUGUUUGAUGAGUGGCUCUCCCCUCUUACACUCAUCCCCGGUGACCCCUCGCUGGCCGGAUGUGCCCUCAGCCAACAGCUGUUACUCCAGCCCCCCUGUCCACACGGCCCGCUACGGCUCUACUGGAGACAUGUACUCCCCUCUGGCCCCACGCAGGAAUUCUGAAUAUGAGCAUGUGCAACAUUUUCCAGGAUUUGCCUAUAUUAAUGGGGAAGCCACAACUGGGUGGGCAAAAUGAUUUCACCCUUCCAAGUGUCACAAGCUGGACCAAGCAGUGGCAAUUAUUAUUUAAAGGGAUAGUUCAUCCAAAACCGAAACUUCUGUUAUCAUUUACUCACCGUCAUGUUGUUCCAAACCUGUAUGACAUCUCCUUAUGUGUUUCAUAAUAAUAUGGGGUUUGGAACAACGUGAACUGGUGUAAGUGAGUAAAUGAUGACAUCAUUUUCAUUUUGGUGAACAAUCCCGAUUUAUUUACAUAAUUACACAGAAUGUAUCCGAGAGGGAAUGAGAUGUGAGAUGCUUCACAGAAGUGUUCAUUGGUGUGGACAGUGUUUACAGUGAUUUUAAGCGCAAUCAUUGUGAGAGUGCAAAAAGUCGGUGUCCCAGUUGUGCCUUUCCCCUCCUAUUUCUCAUUUAUUCCCCUACAAGCAUUAAAAAGCACUCUUUAAUUUCCUGUGCUAACACUAUGAUCACUGACCUUGUUUCAAAGUAAACACAUAUGCAUAUCACCAGGAUCUUUCACAAUAGACCAAGUGUUUGAUGUCAGAGUGCUCCGUUAACGUCACCACAGCAUUCACUUUGAUCAAAACCAGUUAAAGGUAUGCUGCUUUCCUGGCAUAAACAUAAUAGAUUCUCAGAAGAGGAACAUGAAAUUUCUUUGUUUCACUCUGGAAUGCUGUUUGUCCAAAUGACAGAAGAUUAUAGACAUCAUCAUAGCAGUUCAAACAAAUAAGGGCCACUAAUGUCAGUACAUGUUACAUAUGUAAGUGAAAAUGAGAUAUUUCAUUUUACACACUUGCAGAAUUAGCCCAUGCUGUACAACCCUGAAAUUUGGCUUGCGCUCUUUGUUACAGGCUAUAUUAAUUGUGGGAGAAUAUUAGAGAUCUUUUCUGUAGCUUUGUAACAUUGCAUCUGUGUCCCUUUGCAUUGUCAUUCUGUGUUUGAACUGUAUAUCCAGUUUUGUAUGAUUUAGAAACAUGAAAAAAGUGUUAACCUAGGUUUGUGUGUUUUUGAAAGCACUCAAAGGUACUGUGGACCUAUUACCCUAUGGGUAGGAAUAAAAAAGAAAGAAUAUGAAUAUGUAACAUUUAUUAUCUUUAGUCACGUUUUCUUGUAAAUAAAAGCACCCAGUAACUUCUCUGUUACCAUGUAAAUGAUAUAUGUGGAAUUAUUUGUUGCCACAUAAAGAUUUUUUAA